This is a messenger RNA of Caenorhabditis elegans, 1205 nucleotides long. RefSeq names its product HAUS6_N domain-containing protein (gene T23G11.7). Lineage: Eukaryota; Metazoa; Nematoda; Chromadorea; Rhabditida; Rhabditidae. Bases 9 to 1094 code for a protein of 361 amino acids. The record is from RefSeq and is marked reviewed. The transcript has 2 exons.
UUUCAGAAAUGUCUGCGAAUCUCCCACCAGCAUUCAAACCAAUUGCUCACUACAUAAAGAUUGCUAACGAGAAUGCAAGCCGCGAUCCGGUCAUUUAUUACUGGUCCCUGCUCUGUAUGGCACUUGGUCCUGUGGAGACAACAUUCGAUGAAAUAUCGUGGAAACUACUUCAAACAUCGAUUCGCCUGGAAAAAGAUCAUAUCAAUGAUAGAGAUUCACUCCGAGAAUAUAUUGAUGAACCUGGUGGAGUUGUGAAUAAUUGUCAAAGAGCACAAAAUAUAUCAAUGGAAAUUGAACAGAAAAAUGUUUCGUGUGAAAAGCUGAGAGAAAAAAUUGCAAAGAUUAAUCAGAAGAUACUUAUUGGAAAAGGAAAGCUUUCAGAAGUGAACGAAGAACUUUCCAAAAAGCAAAAUUUUGAGGAGAGUUUGAAGCAGAAAAUUGAAAUUAUGGAGCUACAAAUAAAUAAAAAUCAGUCCAAAAAGGAUAAAGAAGUGAAAUCAAUCAAUGUAUUGAUCAGAUUAGUUGCAUAUAGAAAGCUCACAUUGAUCAAAGAAGUCAUGGACCUGUUCAAAGUGAAGAUCGAUGGAGGGCCAGCAUCUGAAGCAAUUACUACUAAAAACUGUCAAUGUCAGCUAAUCGAUACGAUCCGUGGACUUCAUAUUCCUCAAAUCACUCACAUUUUCAAUCACUCGGAGGCUCCAACUCUAACCGCACUUCAAAAUCUGACUCAUCUCUUCAAUGUGAUUUGUAAAGUUCUACACUUUGCUCCAAAAUAUCCCAUUCUGACAAAUCUUCAAAUCAUCAACCCAAUUGAUCAGAAAAGUUCAAUAUUCACGGAGAAAUGUUGGAAGAAGAAGGCAGAUCGUGAGAAACUGAUUGAGGGAAUGUCCUGGUUGAGUAAAAAUAUCAGUCAUCUUCGUGAAAGUUGUGGAAUUCCGACAAUGGCGACUGACAGAAUUCUCGGAACACUUGAAGAAUGGAUUCGAUUAGUUAUUCGCAAGGAAACUGUUUUCGAGAGACCCAUUAAUAGUAUCUUUAGUCCCGCAAACUUAUUGAUUGAUUAUCAAAUUCCAAACAUUUCCUACCAUAGUUAGGUUAUUCAGUUAUUUCCUCUGUGAAGUGAUCCCCGGAAGUCUGAUUUAUUCCAUCAAUCCUUUUUUACAUUCCCAGUGUCCGUAUGCUUUUGCAAAUAAAAAACAUUGUAU